AUGAGUAGCUUGGUUGAGAGGCUUCGUGUAAAACCUGAUCGCAAGCGAUUUAAUACUAUAGACGAGUCAGAUGAUGAAGCUGAUUUAAUGCCCAGAACAAGACCGAAAACUCAGGAAAAUUUCGAGAGGAUUGUUAGAAUCGAUGCAAAAGAGAAUUCAUGCCAAGCAUGUGGAGAGAGCGGAAAUCUUCUAAGCUGUGAAACAUGCACUUAUUCUUUCCACACCGGGUGUUUACUCGCGCCACUUAAAAGGCUCCGUUUGAACAACUGGAUGUGUCCCGAAUGUGUUAGCCCACUUAAUGAUAUUGAUAGGAUAUUAGAUUAUGAGAUGCGUCCCAUUGUAGCUGGCGAAACCGGUGCCAUUGUAGCUGGCGAAAGUGAUGCAAAAGAUUUGGAGUCAAAACAAAGUUUUGUCAAACAAUAUCUUGUUAAGUGGAAGGGACUAUCGUAUAUGCACUGCAAAUGGGUGCUAGAGGAAGAGUUUCUGAAGGCUUUCAAGUAUAAUCCUGGUUUAAAGACCAAAGUAAACAACUUUCAUCGUCAAGUGACAGCAGUCCGAAAAUUGAAUGAAGAUUUUGUUGCUAUAAGACCUGAAUGGACUACAGUUGAUCGAAUAAUUGCUUGCAGAGGCAAUGAUGAUGAGAAGGAAUAUCUGGUGAAGUGGAAAGAGCUUUCUUAUGAUGAAAGCAAUUGGGAACUUGAGUCAGAUAUCUCUAUGUUUCAGGCAGAAAUAGAGAGAUUCAAUUUAUUUCAGUCUAGGUCUAGAAAAUUUUCUUAUAGCAAGCAAAAAAGAAGUGUUAACAAUGAUGCUAAAUUGAUAAAGCAGAAGAAAGAAUUUCAACAGUAUGAACAUAGCCCCGAGUUUCUUUCAGGAGGCACACUACAUCCGUAUCAACUUGAAGGGUUGAACUUUCUACGAUUUUCCUGGUCCAAGCAAACUCAUGUUAUACUUGCCGAUGAAAUGGGACUUGGAAAAACCAUACAAAGUAUUGCUUUCUUAGCAUCCCUUUUCAAAGAGAAUGUUUCUCCACAUCUGGUGGUUGCUCCACUUUCUACACUACGAAAUUGGGAGCGCGAAUUUGCAACUUGGGCACCUGAAAUGAAUGUUAUUAUGUAUGUUGGAUCUUCCCAAGCUCGUAGCAUUGUUAGAGAAUAUGAAUUUUACUUUCCAGAGAAGAACAAGAAAAGUAAAAGCAUCAAGUUCGAUGUCCUUUUGACAUCGUACGAGAUGAUAAAUGUUGAUGCUGCAGCAUUGAAUCCGAUAAAGUGGGAGUGCAUGAUAGUUGAUGAAGGUCAUCGUCUCAAAAACAAGGAUUCAAAAUUGUUUUCUUCGUUGAAGCUUUUCUCUAGCAGACAUCGCGUGCUUUUGACAGGAACUCCUCUUCAGAACAAUCUGGAUGAACUCUUUAUGCUUAUGCACUUCCUUGAUGCUGGGAAGUUUGGAAUUUUAGAGGAGUUCCAAGAAGAGUUUAAGGAUAUCAAUCAAGAACAACAGAUUUCAAGGCUUCAUAAACUGUUGGCUCCACAUCUACUGCGAAGAGUGAAGAAAGAUGUCCUAACUAAGCUACCUCCUAAAAAGGAGCUUAUUAUACGUGUUGAAUUGAGCAGCAAACAAAGAGAAUAUUAUAAGGCGAUUUUGACUCGUAAUUAUAAUGUAUUAACCGGCCAUGGUGGAGCACAAAUUUCUCUUAUGAAUGUUGUUAUGGAACUGCGUAAGCUAUGUUGUCAUCCGUACAUGUUGGAAGGAGUUGAACCAGUUCUGACCGAAGAAAAAGAAGCAUAUAAACAACUGCUGGAAUCAUCAGGGAAGUUGCAAUUGUUGGACAAGCUAAUGGUGAAGCUUAAAGAGCAAGGGCAUAGAGUCCUUAUAUAUUCCCAAUUUCAGAAAAUGCUGGACAGGCUUGAAGAUUAUUGUGUUUACAAGCAUUGGCAGUAUGAAAGGAUAGAUGGCAAGGUUGGUGGAGCUGAAAGACAAGUACGGAUAGAUCGAUUUAAUGCUAAAGAUUCUUCAAAAUUUUGUUUUCUUCUUUCUACUAGAGCUGCUGGAGUUGGGAUAAACCUCGCAACGGCUGACACAGUUAUUUUAUAUGACAGUGAUUGGAAUCCUCAUGCUGAUCUACAAGCGAUGGCAAGAGCUCAUCGGCUUGGACAAACUAACAAGGUGUUGAUUUAUAGGCUUAUAACACGAGGAACAAUUGAAGAAAGGAUGAUGGAAAUAACAAAGAGAAAAAUGGUUUUAGAACACUUAGUUGUAGGUGGCAUGAAGGGUCAAAAUAUUAACCAGGAAGAGUUGGAUGAUAUCAUAAGAUAUGGCUCAAAGGAGUUGUUUGCUGAUGAUAAUGAUGCAGUGGGAAAAUCUCGUCAAAUUCAUUACGACGAUGCUGCUAUAGACAGACUAUUGGAUCGCGAUCAAGUUGGAGAUGACGAGGCCACUUUGGAUGAUGAAGAUGAAAAUGGACUUCUGAAAGCCUUUAAGGUGGCUAAUUUUGAAUACAUAGAUGAAGCUGAGGCUGAAGAAAAAAUAGAGAAUAAUUUUUCUGUAAGCAGUUCCGGAGCACAAAAUUACUGGGAGGAACUGUUAAAAGGCAGAUAUGAAAAGAACCAAGUUGAAGAGCUUGAUGCCUUGGGCAAAGGGAAGCGAAGCCGCAGAAAGUUGCUGGUAUGUCACCACAAGCGUUUUUCUCAUUUAGAUGAUGUAAGCUCCGACGAAGAAGAUGAAGAUUACGAAGUGAAUCUAUCUGCGAAAAGUCAUUCGAAAAAGAAAGCUCAUAGUAAUAUUGCAGAUAACACAGAUCCACUUCCUUUAAUGGAAGGCGAAGGAAACUCACUUAAAGUACUUGGUUUUAAUCAAAGUCAGAGGAACACUUUCCUUCAAAUUUUAAUGAGGUUUGGCGUCGGUGAUUUUGAUUGGAAGGAGUUUGCUCCACGCAUAAAGCAGAAGACUUGGCACGAAAUCGAAGCGUAUGGAAACCUUUUCAUGUCUCAUAUUGCUGAAGAUAUAAAUGAUUCCCCUACAUUCUCAGAUGGUGUUCCGAAAGAAGGACUUCAAAUACAAGAUGUACUUGUUAGAAUUGCGGUUCUGCUAUCGAUAAGGGAAAAAGUGAAGUUUGCAUCAGAAAAUCCCGGCACUCCACUUUUUUCGGAUGACAUCUUGUUACGCCAUGCAGGAGGCUUCAAAGUAAGAAAGACAUGGAAGGAGGAGCAUGAUUUAGUCUUACUGCGCGCAGUUUUGAAGCAUGGAUAUGGAAAGUGGGCAGCUAUAGUUGAUGAUAAGGAUCUGAAUAUUCAGACGCUCAUCUGUCAGGAGUUAAAUAUGCCCUUUAUAAAUUUACCGGUGUGCGGACAAGUUGGCAAUCAAGUGAAAAAUGGUGCAAAUAUGACAAAUAUGGAAUCCACAAGCAACCAGUCUACGGAGAAUAGCGUCAGUGUCAUGGAAGUUAAUGGAGAACAAGGUUCUUGUGUUGCUGGUAACCAAGAAAAGUUGGAUCAAGAGUCCUCUAUGAUGAUCAGUCAAUUUAGAAACAUGCAUAGGAGACAAAAUGAGUUUAUAAAAAAGAGAAUUCUCCUUUUGGAGAAACUUCUCAGUUUAGAAACAUGCACAGAGGACUAG
Trifolium pratense (red clover) is the source of this 3609-nucleotide messenger RNA. Its product is annotated as CHD3-type chromatin-remodeling factor PICKLE-like. Gene Ontology annotation, molecular function: ATP binding; DNA binding; histone binding. Gene Ontology annotation, biological process: chromatin remodeling; negative regulation of transcription by RNA polymerase II. Bases 1 to 3609 code for a protein of 1202 amino acids. NCBI's taxonomy places the organism in Eukaryota, Viridiplantae, Streptophyta, Magnoliopsida, Fabales, Fabaceae. The transcript is spliced from 27 exons. Gene Ontology annotation, cellular component: chromatin; nucleus. The record is from RefSeq and is a predicted model, not a curated record.